AUGGACCACACACCGAGACAGGUUUUCCAGACGCCCAACAACGUCUACGUCCUCCAGCAGCCCUGGCAGCUCGUCAAGGAGCUCGGACAGGGAGCGUACGGAUGCGUCUCUUCGGCUCGUCACGCUCAGACCGGUGAGACCUGCGCCGUAAAGAAGGUCACCAACGUGUUCACCAAGAAGAUCCUCACGAAACGCUGUCUUCGCGAGCUCCGCCUCCUGCACCACUUCCGCGGACACAAGAACAUCACCUGCCUGUAUGACAUGGACAUUGUCUUUGACCAGGCGGGCAAGUUCAACGAGGUGUACCUGUACGAGGAGCUGAUGGAGGCGGACCUGCACGCGAUCAUCCGCUCGGGCCAGCCUCUGUCGGACGCGCACUUCCAGUCGUUCCUGUACCAGACGCUGUGCGGUCUCAAGUACAUUCACUCUGCGAACGUGCUGCACCGCGACCUGAAGCCGGGAAACCUGCUCGUCAACGCCGACUGUGAGCUCAAGAUUUGCGACUUUGGCCUGGCGCGCGGCUUCCAGCCAGGGCAGGUACAGACUGAGCAGGGCACGGCGGGCUUCAUGACCGAGUACGUCGCAACGCGCUGGUACCGUGCGCCGGAGAUUAUGCUCUCGUUUGCAAACUACACGUCGUCGAUUGACAUGUGGUCUGUCGGGUGCAUCUUGGCCGAGCUCCUGGGCGGAAAGCCCAUCUUUAAGGGAGAGGACUAUGUCGACCAGCUGAACCGCAUCCUGAACCUGCUGGGCACGCCGACAGAAGACACGCUGCGCCGGGUAGGCUCGCCUCGGGCGCAAGACUACAUUCGCAGCCUGCCGAUCAAGCCCCGCGUCAAGUUCAAGACGCUGUACCCGAACGCGCAGCCUCAGGCGCUCGACCUGCUCGAGAAGCUCUUAUGCUUUGAUCCAGCCAAGCGCAUCGGGUGCCAGGCGGCCCUCGAGCACCCCUACCUGCAAGUCUGGCACGACCCGCUCGACGAGCCCUCGUGCGAGGUGCCGUUCGACUUCAGCUUCGAGAAGGAGAACAGCGAGGAGGGCAUGCGCAACCUCAUCGUCGGCGAGGUGGGCUCCUUCCGCGCCCUCGUCCGCCAGCACGCCAUGCCCCAGAUGGCCCCCGACAACAACACAAAUGGGCACCACGACCUGCCCCCCGCCCCCGCCGCGACAAAGGACACGGGCGCCGGGCAGGGCGUCGGACCCGCGUUCUCAGAGGCUGAGCAGAAGGCCACCGCCGCCCUUGUGGAGGAACACCCGUCGUCGGCGCUCGAGCGCGAACUCGCCGGGCUCUGCCAUUAA
Messenger RNA from Trichosporon asahii var. asahii CBS 2479, 1299 nucleotides. RefSeq names its product MAP kinase. Gene Ontology annotation, biological process: intracellular signal transduction; protein phosphorylation. The coding region runs from base 1 to 1299 and encodes 432 amino acids. Gene Ontology annotation, molecular function: MAP kinase activity; ATP binding. The record is from RefSeq and is a predicted model, not a curated record. NCBI's taxonomy places the organism in Eukaryota, Fungi, Basidiomycota, Tremellomycetes, Trichosporonales, Trichosporonaceae. The transcript has 3 exons. Gene Ontology annotation, cellular component: nucleus; cytoplasm.